UUGUUACAGGUGUUCCAGACUUUUCAAGGGAAACCCUUUGACAAUUCUGUGAUUAUAACUGCUGCAGUUGGAAACAUCAUCGUGUCUGUUACCCUUGGACAUCGCAUGGAUUAUGAAGACCCCACCUUUCUAAAACUUCUAAGGCUAACAAAUGAGAAUGUUCGGCUUGCUGGAACACCAAUGAUUUCACUGUACAAUAUGUUUCCUGGUGUUGUUGGUCUGUUACCUGGGAGUCACAAAACACUUCUCAGCAAUAUAGCAGCAGUAAAUGAGUUUAUUACAAAGACGUUUGUCAAUCAUCUAAAGGAGCUG
Messenger RNA from Staurois parvus, 312 nucleotides. Lineage: Eukaryota; Metazoa; Chordata; Amphibia; Anura; Ranidae. The record is from the annotation of a GenBank genome assembly.